AUGCACCGCAACUUCUACUACUUUGUGGGGUACACCCUUGGCCUGACGGCGCUACUAGGGUGGCUGGUGUAUGACCUGCUCCUAAUAUCGUACGACGAGUACUCGUUUGUGUGGCACCUCACCGAGGGGGUCAAGAAGGGCAUCCUCAUCAACUUCGUCGCCAUCUUCUACCUCAUAUGGUGCCGCCUCAUGCAAAUGGCGGUGUUUGGCGAGUUGCGGAUCAUCGAAAUGGAGCACUUGAUGGAGAGGUUGCCGAUGUUUGUCGUCACCUUGCUUUUCAACUGGGCCACCACCGAUAAAGAAAUGAUCGUCAACGUGGUAUUGUUUGGCCUCAGUAUCUCGUUCAAGGUGUUCCACAUCGUUCUCAUGGACCGUAUGGACUACUGCGCCAUGAAGAUCGUCAACGGGCUUGAGUUGCUGACCACCCAGGCCGACGUGUUCCGCCAGUACGCGCUGAACUUGUACUUUUGGUUGGUGCCGGUGGCGGUAGCGCUCGACUUUGCCGUGGCCAAGUUGUUGGUGUACGAUGUCGUCUACGGUGUCACCAGUGUCGUCUGUCUUUUGUUUGGCUUCCAAUUCGCCAUGCAGGGCGUUGAAACUCUCACCUACUUUGCCAAGCUUGUUCUCACCGCCUACGAAGUGUUGCGCUACCGGGUGGAGCCCGCCGACGACGACGCCGAUAUCGACAACUUGCUGGACGACGACGACGUCAUUGCCGAGCGGGUGUGGGAGGCGAAGCCGUUCUACUCGAAAGCGAUCGACAUUCUGCUGGCUUUACUCAAAGCGGCGUCGCACAUCUGCUACGUGUAUCUUCUCAUCUAUGAGCUGGGCACGCUGUUACCUCCCAUAGCGAUGAUUUCCGGUACCUACUCGGCGCUCCGCGAAGUGUACUUGGAGGUGGGCAGUUUGUUCAAGUUCAUCGAGCUGGCACGACAGCUAGAUCUGCAACUUCAAACGGCCACCGCCGCCGAGUUGGCCGCCAGCGACAACUUGUGUAUCAUUUGCAUGGAGGAGAUGCGAGCGCCGGCGCAGUACUUGGAGGCCCACGGCAAGGAGCUCUCCAAGCGCAAGAUCCCCAAAAAGCUUCGCUGUGGCCACUUUAUGCACGCGGGGUGUCUCAAAGAAUGGUUGGAGCGUACCGAUUCGUGCCCAUUGUGUCGCUCUAAGGUAUUUGGCGACGAGCCGUUGACCCCGGCCCAGGAGGCGGCGGCGUUGACUCGCGACCUUCAAGCAUUCCAGCCGCCACCCCCGCCUCAACCAGAAGCACGUCCAGCAGCUCCCGCGCCCACCGACGCCGGCACCGGUGGUGCCGACCCUGCUACCUUCACCGGAACCGGGUCUACCGAGCCCCCCACUGAGGGUCUGAGCCGCCAAGUGCCGCCUACCACCACCAUCGCGGCACCAGCAACAGCAGCACCACUGCAGUCUCUGCCACGCCUCACUCCGACGCCUACGACGCUGACAAACAACCCAUUUACCGACUACACGUUUGCCCGACACGACAACGACGACGGCCACCAAACGAUAUCGUUACCGAUCUCGCUGGCAGUGCUUCCGCCAAACUGGAUUCUUUUGCCGAUGCGUCGGAGCGACAGCGGCUACGAGGUGUCACUUUCGCAUCGCCACCAGGCCCGUCUUCACGUGGUCAAGAAAGAUCCCCACGCACCGGCUCCCUCAUCGGGUUACUAA
Messenger RNA from Diutina rugosa, 1689 nucleotides. RefSeq names its product E3 ubiquitin-protein ligase. The coding region runs from base 1 to 1689 and encodes 562 amino acids. Gene Ontology annotation, cellular component: cytoplasm. Gene Ontology annotation, molecular function: zinc ion binding. The transcript has a single exon. Lineage: Eukaryota; Fungi; Ascomycota; Pichiomycetes; Serinales; Debaryomycetaceae. The record is from RefSeq and is a predicted model, not a curated record.